This is a messenger RNA of Choloepus didactylus (southern two-toed sloth), 9133 nucleotides long. RefSeq names its product thyroglobulin (gene TG). The record is from RefSeq and is a predicted model, not a curated record. Bases 550 to 8988 code for a protein of 2812 amino acids. Lineage: Eukaryota; Metazoa; Chordata; Mammalia; Pilosa; Megalonychidae. The transcript has 50 exons. Gene Ontology annotation, biological process: thyroid hormone generation.
GAGGGGUUGAGGGAGAUGAAUUACAAAGGGGCACAGGAAAUUUUUGUGAUAUGGAUAUGUUAAUUACCUUGAUUGUAACAAUGGUUUCGUGGGUAUACACCUCUGUCAAAACUAAUCAAUUUAGAAAAUUAUGCUAUGUGUUCACCAGCCCAUUUUAAUUUUCCUCUUAGGCACAAGGAGGUCUGCAUUUCCAUUUGACUGUAGGUAGGACCAGGAACUGAGUUCUGACCCUGAAGAAUGUGGAUAAAAGUAAUGUAAGUGCUUUCUAAGACUGGUCAUAAAAUGUCUCAUGAGAUCUUCUUUGUUCUUUCUUUUCCAUCUCUUCCUCAAACUCAUUUGCCAGUUGGAUGAUGCCCAGACAAGCUCAAAUCUCAAUGUAGCACAGCCGGAAACUGGAAGGAAACUCUGCUCCUGAGUACCUGCUUAGGAGAUCUGCCAGACCAGAGCAUCUGCAUAUGGCUUUGUCUAAUUGGUCUCCAAGACCUGCUCCUGGACACCUCGGACGGGAUCUCCACCCCCAGCCUGGCUGCAGAGGAAGCCUCAGCAAGGAUGAGGGCUGGGGCCUGGAGGCCGGUGAGGAGGCUGCUCGAUUGCCGUGGUGGAGAAUUACUGGAAUGUACUGAACUUGAAACGCCCAUGGAGUGUCCAGUAGGCGGACCGAUGAGUGGAUCCCAAGCUCGAUGGAGAAGUCUGGCUGAAGAUGGAAACGUGGGAGCCAUGGCAGCUGGGAGCUGCUCUUCGGAAUACCAGGUGGAUGCCCAGCCUCUUCGUCCAUGUGAACUGCAGAGGGAAAAGGCCUUUCUGAAGCAAGCAGACUAUGUUCCCCAGUGCUCGGAAGAUGGCAGCUUCCUGACUGUCCAGUGCAGGAACGACGGGCGCUCCUGCUGGUGUGUGGGAGCUGACGGCAGGGAAGUGCCGGGCAGCAGGCAGCCUGGCCGGCCAGCCGCUUGUCUGUCGUUUUGUCAGCUGCAGAAACAGCAAAUCUUGGUGAGCGGCUCCAUCAACAGCACAGCCACGUCCUACAUCCCCCAGUGUCAAGAGGCGGGGGGCUAUGAGCCCAUUCAGUGCAACCCGUGGCAGGGGCAGUGCUGGUGUGUGGACUCGGAAGGGAUGGAAGUGUAUGGAACCCGCCAGCUGGGGAGGCCAGCACGAUGUCCAAAGAGCUGUGAGAUAAGAAACCGCCGUAUUCUCCAUGGGGUGGGCGAGAAGUCGCCACCCCAGUGUUCUGCUGAUGGAGAGUUUAUGCCAGUCCAGUGCAAGUUUGUCAACACCACGGACAUGAUGGUUUUCGAUCUGGUCCAUAGCUACAACAGAUUUCCAGACGCAUUCUUGACCUUCAGUUCCUUUCGGAGCAGGUUCCCUGAGUUGUCUGGGUAUUGCCACUGUGCUGACAGUCAAGGGCGGGAACUGGCAGAGACAGGUUUGGAGCUGUUACUGGAUGAAAUUUAUGACACCAUUUUUGCUGGUCUGGACCUUGCCACCAGCUUCACUGAAGCGACCCUGUACCGGAUAUUGCAGAGACGGUUCCUAGCAGUUCAGUUAGUCAUCUCUGGCAGAUUCCGCUGCCCCACAAAAUGUGAAGUGGAGCGGUUUACAGCCACCAGCUUUGGUCAUCCCUAUGUUCCAACCUGCAGCCGGAAUGGGGACUACCGUCCAGUGCAGUGCCAGCGGGAGGGGCCGUGCUGGUGUGUGGAUGCCAAAGGAAAGGAGCUCCAUGGGACUCAGCAGCAAGGAGCACCACCAUUUUGUGCUGCAGACCAAUCCUGCACCUUGGAAAGGCAGCAGGCCUUGUCCAGACUCUACUUUGGGCCUUCUGCCUCCUUCAGCCAGCAAGAUUUGUUCUUUUCUCCUAAGGAAAGGCAAGUCUCUCAGAGAGGAGCCAGAUUUGCCACUUCUUGCCUACCUUCGUUCAGGGAGCUGUUUGUUGACUCUGGCCUUCUGCGCCCCGUGGUGGAAGGGCAGGAUAAACAGUUUUCUGUCUCAGAAAGUCUUCUUGAAGAAGCCAUCAGGGCAAUUUUUCCCUCUAGAGAGCUGGCUCGUCUUGCCCUUCAGUUUACCACCAACCCAAAGCGACUACAGCAAAACCUCUUUGGAGGGAGAUUUUUGGUGAAUGUUGGCCAGUUUAACUUGUCUGGAGCGCUUGGCACAAGAGGCACAUUUAACUUCAGUCAAUUUUUCCAGCAACUUGGUCUCCAAGGCUUCAAGAAUGGAGGGGGAUUUGAUCUAGCCAAACAGCUCUCCAUGAGACCUGAUUCAAAUGUUUCCAUGGAAACCCCUGAAGCUUCUAUGAAGUACAUUGCUAUGAAUAAGCAAGUUAUGGGCAGCUUUGGCUUUGAAGUUAACGUACAGGAGAAUCAAAAUGCUUUGAAAUUCCUUGCUUCUCUUCUGGAACUUCCAGAAUUCCUUCUUUUCUUGCAGCAUGCUAUUUCUGUGCCAGAAGACAUAGCAAGGGAUUUAGGUGAUGUGAUGGGGCUGGCACUCAGCUCCAAGGCCUGUGAGCAGCCCCCCAGAGGGCUUUUUGUCCCAUCAUGCACAGCAGAAGGAAGCUAUGAGGAUAUCCAGUGCUCUGCCGGAGAGUGCUGGUGUGUGGAUUCCCGGGGCAAAGAACUUCCUGGCUCGAGAGUUAGAGGUGGACGACCCAGAUGCCCCACUGAGUGUGAAAAGCAACGGGCACGCAUGCAAAACCUCAUGGGUAGCCAGCCUGCUGGAUCCAGCCUGCUUGUCCCUUCUUGUACCAGUGAGGGACAUUUCCUACCUGUCCAGUGUUUCAACUCAGAGUGCUACUGUGUUGAUACUGAGGGCCAGCUUAUUCCUGGAACUCGAAGUUUAAUUGGAGAACCCAAGCAAUGCCCCACUCCCUGUCAGCUCCAGGCUGAGCAAGCCUUCCUUGGGGUGGUGCGAACCCUGCUCUCCAAUUCCAGCAGGCCACCAGCCCUCUCCAGCAUCUACAUUCCACAGUGCAGUGCCGAUGGGCAGUGGAGACGAGUGCAAUGCAAUGGGCCCCCCGAGCAGGCCUUUGAGUGGUACAAGCGGUGGGUGGCUCGGAGCAACAGUGGCCAGCAGCUGACCCCUGCCGAGUUGCUGAAGACGAUCAUGAGCCAUAGAGAAGCAGCUUCCAAAAACUUCCGACUCUUUGUUCAAAGUCUCUAUGAGGCUGGCCAACAAGAUGUCUUCCCAGUGCUGGCGAGAUAUUCUUCUCUCCAGGAUGUCCCAUGGGCAGAGUUGGAAGGCAACCUGACCCAGCCUGGAGAGAACAUCCUCCUGGAGCCCUACCUCUUUUGGCAGAUCCUAAAUGGCCAGCUCAGCCGAUACCCAGGGCCCUACACGGAUUUCAGCACUCCUUUGGCCCACUUUGACCUUCGGAGCUGCUGGUGUGUGGAUGAGGUUGGUCAAGCACUAGAAGGAACUCAAGUUGAGCCAAGCGAGGUUCCAGCAUGUCCUGGCUCCUGUGAGGAAGUGAAGCUACGUGUCCUGCGGUUCAUUCAGGAAACAGAAGAGAUCGUUUUGGCUUCUAAUAGUUCUCGGAUCCCCCUGGGAGAGAGUUUCCUGGCAGCCAAGGGGAUCCGGCUGCCCAAUGAGGAGCUCUCCCUCCCCCGGCUCUUCUCAUCCCAGGAGACUUUCUCAGAGGAGUUUCUGAGUGGGAGUGAUUAUGCCAUCCAUUUGGCGGCUCAGUCCACCUUGGACUUCUACCAGAGACGCCACUUGGCACUGGGCGAUUCAGCAGGAGCCCCCUCCCCUCGGAGCUCCGGCCCCUACGUGCCUCAGUGUGAUGCAUUCGGAGGCUGGGGGCCUGUGCAGUGCUACGCUGGAACUGGGCAUUGCUGGUGUGUGGAUGGGAAGGGAGUGUAUGUCCCUUCCUCGCUGACUGCCCGCUCCCCAUGGAUCCCCCAGUGCCCCACUCCCUGUGAGACAGCUCGAGCCAGCGGGCUGGUUUCCAGUUGGAAACAAGCUGGAUCUCAAGGAAACCCAUCUCCAAAAGACCUGUUCAUCCCAACCUGCCAAGAGACAGGGGAGUUUGCCAGGCGGCAGAUAUCGGAGGCUGGUCCCUGGUGUGUGGACCCUGCAACGGGAGAGGCUCUGACAUCUGACACCAACAGCAGUGCCCAGUGUCCAAGCCGCUGUGACAUGCUCCGGAGUGGAGCCCUCUCAAGGAGAGUCGGCCCAGGCUACGUCCCAGCCUGUGGGGCAGGAGAUGGGCGCUUCUCCCCCGUGCAGUGCGACACGGCCAAGGGCAGCUGCUGGUGCGUUCUGGGCAGUGGAGAGGAGGUGCCUGGGACCCGCGUGGCCGGGAGCCAUCCCGCCUGUGAGAGCCCGCAGUGCCCCCUCCCGUUCAACGUGUCGGAUGUGGUUGGCGGUGCCAUCCUGUGUGAGGAAGCAUCAGGCCGAGGUGGGGCCGCUGUCCAGCAGUGCCUGCUGAGGUGCCGCCAGGGCUACUGGAGCGCGUUUCUGCAGAGGCCCCUGGUGUGCAGCCUCGAGAGUGGACGCUGGGUGUCAGAGCCACCUCAGCCCCAGGCCUGCCAGCGACUCCAGCCAUGGCAGACUGUCCAGACCAAAGGGCAGUUCCAGCUCCAGCUCCCACCCAGAAAGAUGUGCAGCGUGGACUACAUGGGCUUGCUGCAGGCUUUCCAGGUCUUCCUAUUAGACGAGCUAAUGGCCCGUGGCUUCUGCCAGAUCUGGGUGAGAGCUUCGGGGGACCCGCUUUCUCUUCCUGUCUGCGAUGACUCGGCGGUGCAGGUGGAGUGUCUGAGCAUGGAGCGUUUAGGGGUGAAUGUCACAUGGAAAGCUCGGCUCCAGGACAUCCCAGAAGCUGCCCUUCCUGAUUUGCAUGACAUUGAGGAGGCCUUAGUGGGCAAGGAUCUCAUUGGGCGCUUUGCAGGUCUGAUCCAAAGUGGUGCCUUCCAGCUUCAUCUGGAUUCCAAGACAUUCCCUGCAGACACUUCCAUCCGCUUCCUCCAAGGGGACCGCUUUGGAGCCUCUCCCAGGACAUGGUAUGGGUGCGUGGAAGGAUUCCACAGGGUCUCAGCCACCAGUCGAGCCAGUCAGGAUGCACAGGGAUGCGUGAAGUGUCCUGAAGGAAGCUAUUUUCAGGAUGAGCAAUGUGUUCCCUGUUCUAUUGGAUUCUACCAAGACCGGGCAGGUAGCUUGUCCUGUGUCCCAUGUCCUGAGGGCAGAACGACCAUUUCCUCUGGAGCUUUCAGCCAGACUCACUGUGUCACCGACUGUCAGAGGAACAAGGUGGGCCUGCAGUGUGACCAGGACGGCCAGUACAGCGCACGGCAGACAGACAGGGACAGUGGGAAGGCCUUCUGCGUGGACGGCGAGGGGCGCUCGCUGCCCGGCUCGGAAACGGAGGCACCACUCAUGGACUUGCAGUGUCUGCUGAUGCGGAAAUUUGAGAAGGCUCCAGAAUCUAAGGUGAUCUUCAGUGCUGAUGUUCCUGUGAUGGUCAGGUCCAAAGUCCCUGGUUCUGAGGCCCCUCUGAUGCAGUGCUUGGCAGAUUGCAUAGAGGAUGAGGCCUGUGGCUUCCUUGCAAUGUCCACUGUAGGCCCAGAAGUCUCAUGUGAUUUCUAUGCUUGGACAAACAGCAGCGUCACCUGCACGGCUUCUGAUCAGGAACAAGGCGCAUUGGGGAACUUGAUGGCCACCAGCUAUGGAAGUCUUAGGUGCCAGGUGAAAGUGAGGAACCAGAAUCAAGACUCUCUGGUUGUGUAUUUGAAAAAGGGCCAGAAACUCAUCAUGAUGAGUCAGAAAAGCUUUGAACAGACUGGUUUCCAAACCUCGCAGUCUGGGAUGUACAGCCCUGCUGUGUUCUCGGCCUCAGGAGCCAAUCUGACCGACGCGCGCAUCUUCUGUCUUCUUGCGUGUGACCGUGAUUCGUGCUGCGAUGGUUUCAUCCUCACACAGGUCCGAGGAGGUCCCAUCAUCUGUGGGUUGCUGAGCUCCCCUGAUGUCCUGCUUUGCAACAUCGAAGACUGGAGGGCUGCCUCUGACACCCUGGCUAACAACACGUGCCCGGGUGUGACAUAUGACCAGGGGAGCCAGCAGCUGGCAUGGCGCCUGGGAGGCCAGGAAUUCAUCAAGAGUCUGACACCCCUGGAAGGAACUCAAGAUACAGUUACCAGUUUCCAGCAGGUUUAUCUCUGGAAAGAUUCUGACAUGGGGUCUCGGUCUCAGUCUAUGGGAUGUGCAAGAGAUGAGGUACCAAGGCCAACAUCUCCAACAGAAACAGAUUUGAUCACAGAGCUUUUCUCCCCUGUGGACCUUAACCAGGUCAUUGUCAAUGAAAACCGACACCUGCCCAGCCAGCAGCACUGGCUUUUCAAACACUUAUUUUCAGCCCAACAGGCAAACCUGUGGUGCCUCUCUCGUUGUGUCCAAGAGCCUGCUUUCUGCCAGCUCACAGAGGUAGCAGAUAGUACACCCUUAUACUUCACCUGCACCCUCUACCCAGAGGCCCAGGUGUGUGAUGAUGUCAUGGAGUCCAAUCCCAAGGGCUGCAGAGUGACCCUGUCCCACAGGCCAAAGACCCUGUUCCGGAAGAAUGUUGUCCUGAAAGAUAAAGUCAAGAACUUCUACACUCGCCUACCAUUCCAAAAACUGACAGGGAUUUCCAUCAGAAACAAAGUGCCCAUGUCUGAAAAAUCCGUUUCUAAUGGGUUCUUUGAAUGUGAACGUCGGUGUGAUGUGGACCCAUGUUGCACUGGCUUUGGAUUUCUAAACGUUUCCCAGUUAAAAGGAGGAGAGGUGACAUGCCUGACUCUGAAUAGCUUGGGACUUCAGACGUGCAGUGAGGAAAAUAGAGGAGCCUGGCACAUCUUGGACUGUGGCUCUCCUGAUACUGAAGUCCGCACCUAUCCCUUUGGCUGGUACCAGAAGCCUGUUGCUCAAAAUGAUGCUCCAAGUUUUUGCCCUUCAGUUGUUCUGCCUUCCCUCACAGAGAAAGUCGCUCUGGACUCGUGGCAGUCUCUGACCCUCUCUUCAGUCAUCAUUGAUCCAACCAUCAGGAACUUUGAUGUUGCCCAUAUCAGCACUGCUGCCACCAGCAACUUUUCUGAUGCCCGAGACUUCUGUUUGUUGGAGUGUUCCCGUCACCGGGCCUGCCUCAUCACCACUCUGCAGACCCGACCGGGGGCUGUGAGGUGCAUGUUCUAUUCUGAUACCCGGAGUUGCACACACAGCCUGCAGGGCCAGAGCUGCCGACUGCUGCUCCGCGAGGAGGCUACUCACAUCUACUGGAAACAGAGCACCCCUCUGCUCAACUUUGAGGCAUCUGCACCUUCUGUGUCCAUUGCCACCCACGGCCGGCUGCUGGGCAGAUCCCAAGCCAUCCAGGUGGGCACUGCGUGGAAGCAAGUCGACCAGUUCCUUGGAGUUCCGUAUGCUGCCCCACCUCUAGCAGAGGGCCGCUUCCGCGCACCGGAGCCCUUGAACUGGACAGGCUCCUGGGAUGCCACCAAGCCACGGGCCAGCUGCUGGUGGCCGGGAGCCAGGACGCCCCCAUCUCCUGGAGUCAGCGAAGACUGCCUGUAUCUCAACGUGUUCGUCCCUCAGAACCUGGCCCCCAAUGCGUCCGUGCUGGUCCUCUUCCACGGUGCCACGGAGGGCGAGGCAGGGCAGGAGCGGCUGGCUCUCGACGGCUCCUUCCUGGCUGCUGUCGGCAACCUCAUCGUGGUCACUGCUGGCUACCGCGUGGGCGUCUUCGGCUUCCUGAGUUCCGGGUCCGGCGAGGCGAGUGGCAACUGGGGGCUUCUGGACCAGGUGGCGGCUCUGACUUGGGUGCAGAACCACAUUGGAGGUUUUGGUGGGGACUCUCGGCGCGUGUCCCUGGCAGCAGACCGCGGUGGGGCUGACGUGGCCAGCAUCCACCUUCUGACGACCCGUGCCGCGGACUCCAGACUCUUCCGGAGGGCUGUGCUGAUGGGGGGCUCCGCUCUCUCCCCAGCCGCUGUCAUCGGCCACGAGAGGGCUCAGCAGCAGGCGGCUGCUUUAGCAAGGGAGGUCGGCUGCCCCCCCUCGCCCAGCCAGGAACUGGUGUCCUGCCUCCGCCAGCAGCCUGCCAACGUCCUCAACGACGCUCAGACCAAGCUCCUGGCCAUAAGCGGCCCUUUCCACUACUGGGGUCCUGUGGUUGAUGGCCACUACCUCCACGAGGCGCCGGCCCGGGCGCUGCAGAGGUCUCCGCGGGCAAAGGUCGAUCUGCUCAUCGGGAGCUCACAAGACGAUGGGCUCAUCAACAGAGCCAAGGCCAUUAAGAAAUUUGAAGAAAGUCAAGGCAGGACCAGCAGCAAAACCGCCUUCUACCAGGCCCUGCAGAACUCCCUGGGCGGCACGGACGCGGACCGCAGCGUGGAGGCAGCCGUGGCCUGGCACUACUCCCUGCAGCACUCCACCGACGACUACGCCGCCUUCUCGCGGGCCCUGGAGAAUGCCACGCGGGACUACUUUAUCACCUGCCCCGUGAUUGCCAUGGCCAGCCACUGGGCAAGGAGGGCCCGAGGAAACGUCUUCAUGUACCACGCUCCUCAGAGUUCUGGCCAGAGCAGCCUGGCCUUGCUGGCAGAUGUGCAGUUUGCCUUUGGGCUGCCCUUCUACCCAGCCUACCAGGGGCUCUUUACCCAGGAGGAGAAAGGCCUGUCACUGAAGGUCAUGCAGUACUUUUCCAACUUCAUCAGAUCCGGAAAUCCCAACUAUCCUCAUGAGUUCUCAAGAAAAGCGCCUGAAUUUGCAACCCCCUGGCCUGACUUUGUCCCCCAUGCUGGCGGAGAGAGCUACAAGGAGCUCAGUGCUCUGCUCCCCAAUCGGCGGGAACUGAAGAAAGCCGACUGCUCCUUCUGGUCCCAGUACAUCCCGUCGCUGAAGGCGAUGGCAGAUGGGGCCGAGGACCUGCCGGCAGCAGAGGGCGAAGGGGAGGAAGUGCUGGGGGUCUCUGGACUGAACGACGACCUCCUGGACCUCCCGGAGCUGGGCUCCAAGACCUACAGCAAGUGACCAGCCCCUGCGACCUCCGACCCACCCUGCCUCACCACCUGACCGCCAUCUGCCAAGCCCGCCCCAGGCCCUCGGUUGCCCACCGCGGGCACCUUAUCCUCUAAAACAGCCACUAAGUUUCAAUAAAGUGUCCAAGUGCAGUGAA